This is a messenger RNA of Dendrobium catenatum, 3964 nucleotides long. Its product is annotated as calcium-transporting ATPase 1, endoplasmic reticulum-type-like. The coding region runs from base 266 to 3442 and encodes 1058 amino acids. The record is from RefSeq and is a predicted model, not a curated record. Gene Ontology annotation, biological process: calcium ion transmembrane transport; intracellular calcium ion homeostasis. Gene Ontology annotation, molecular function: ATP binding; ATP hydrolysis activity; P-type calcium transporter activity. Lineage: Eukaryota; Viridiplantae; Streptophyta; Magnoliopsida; Asparagales; Orchidaceae. Gene Ontology annotation, cellular component: membrane. The transcript is spliced from 9 exons.
GCUUAGCAAGUCACGAGACCACAAGGCGCAGACGAGAGUGGGGUGGCGCUUUCCUCUUUAAAUGGACCGCGGCGUCUCCCCUACGCCCAUGACUCCGACGACGCAGCGGCGAAGGCCGAUUAAAGUAGCCGAGAAAAAUAGUUCACGUUUCGUUCACUUCACUCAGGAUUGAUCGAUAAAGGUUCUUGGAUCGAUCAAUUACGCAGCUGCUCUUCAAUAGUACGUAGACUUGAAACCAUUUCAAUUGCUCAAGGUGUUUAGUUUUAUGAUGGGAAAAGGAGGACAGGACGUUAGAUUUGAUGCCAUUGUGGAUCCGAUUUCAUCUGCUUUCCCUGCUUGGGCCCGGAAUAUCAAGGAGUGCGAGUUCGAGUUCAAUGUGUCCUCCGAUCGCGGUCUCCGAUCCGACGAGGUACAGCGGCGGCGCGAGGUGUAUGGAUGGAACGAGCUUGACAAGCAUUCCGGCCCCUCGGUCUGGGUGCUGGUCCUCGAGCAGUUCAACGACACUCUCGUCCGGGUCCUGCUUGUCGCCGCUGUUGUCUCCUUCGUCCUUGCUUGGUUUAAUGGGGAAGAGAGCGAGGAGACUGGUAUAACAGCCUUCGUGGAGCCCCUUGUGAUCUUUCUCAUCCUUAUUGUGAACGCCGUCGUCGGGGUUUGGCAAGAGAGCAAUGCCGAGAAGGCUCUUGAGGCCCUCAAAGAAAUCCAAUCGGACCACGCUGCUGUAAAGAGGGAUGGAGUUUUGCGGCCUAAUUUUCCGGCAAAAGUGCUUGUACCUGGAGAUAUCGUGGAGCUAAGGGUCGGGGAUAAGAUUCCUGCCGAUAUGAGAAUUCUUUUUCUGAUAAGCUCGACUCUGAGGGUAGAACAGGGGUCUCUUACUGGAGAGAGCGUUGCUGUGAAUAAAACGAACCACAAGGUUGACUCGGACGACAGCGACAUCCAGGGUAAAGAGUGCAUGGUCUUUGCAGGUACCACUGUUGUUAAUGGGAGCUGCGUUUGUUUGGUAACCCAGACGGGUAUGAACACUGAGAUAGGAAAAAUACAUGCUCAGAUUAAUGAAGCUUCCAAGAGUGAUGAUGAUACUCCAUUGAAGAAGAAACUGAAUGAGUUUGGCGAGGUCCUCACUGCUAUUAUUGGUUUGAUCUGUGCUCUGGUUUGGCUCAUCAAUGUGAAGUAUUUUCUGAACUGGGAGUAUGUUGAUGGGUGGCCUACUAACUUCAAGUUCUCUUUUGAGAAGUGCACUUAUUACUUUGAGAUAGCCGUGGCUUUAGCUGUGGCUGCCAUACCAGAAGGAUUACCAGCGGUGAUCACUACAUGCUUGGCUUUGGGCACCAGAAAGAUGGCACAGAAGAAUGCACUUGUUCGGAAACUUCCUAGUGUUGAGACUUUGGGAUGCACGACGGUAAUUUGCUCAGAUAAAACUGGUACCUUAACAACAAAUCAAAUGUCGGCAGUAACGGUUGUGGCAAUGGGACAGCAAACAAACAUGCUACGGAAAUUCAUUGUGGACGGAACUACAUAUGAUCCUCAUGAUGGUAAGAUACAUGAUUGGCCAAUUGGUACUAUGGAUACAAAUCUACAGACAAUUGCCAAAAUUGCAGCUAUCUGUAAUGACGCAAACAUCACACACUGUGGUAAUCAGUUUAUUUCCAGUGGUAUGCCUACUGAGGCCGCUUUGAAGGUUCUUGUUGAAAAAAUGGGGCUUCCAGGAGGAUAUCCGGUAUCGUCUGCUCCAUCUUUCACUAUAUUGAGAUGCUGUGAAUGGUGGAAGGGAAUUGAACAAAGGAUUGCAACUCUUGAGUUUGAUCGGGCUCGUAAAUCAAUGGGAGUGUUAGUAAAGUCAGAUAAAGGAACUAUUUCCCUACUUGUAAAGGGAGCUGUUGAAAGUUUGUUGGAGAGAAGUUCCUACAUUCAGUUGCUUGAUGGUUAUGUUGUCAGGCUGACUGAAAGUUCAAAAUCCCUAAUUUUACAAGCUGUUCACGAGAUGUCAAUAAAUGCCUUACGUUGUCUGGGAUUUGCUUACAAGGAGGAUGUUGCAGAUUUCUCUAAUUAUGACGGGGAAGGCCAUCCUGCUCAUAAGCUUCUACUUGAUCCUUCUAAUUAUGCUUUUAUAGAAAGUGAUCUCAUAUUUGCUGGUUUGGUUGGGCUGAGGGAUCCUCCACGUGAAGAAGUUUACCAAGCUAUUGAGGACUGUAAAGAAGCUGGCAUUCGAGUAAUGGUGAUAACGGGAGACAACAAAGAAACAGCAGAGACAAUUUGCCGUGAAAUAGGUGUAUUUGGGCAUGAGGAAGAUAUUAAAAUGAAGAGCCUUACAGGUAAAGAGUUCAUGGCACUCACUGAUAAGAAGUCUCUGUUGAGGAGACGUGGUGGGCUUCUCUUCUCGAGGGCUGAGCCAAAGCAUAAACAAGAGAUUGUGAGAUUGCUUAAAGAAGAUGGGGAGGUCGUCGCAAUGACCGGUGAUGGAGUGAAUGACGCUCCAGCCCUAAAAAUGGCUGAUAUUGGUAUCGCAAUGGGCGUUGCUGGGACUGAGGUUGCUAAGGAGGCUUCGGAUAUGGUCUUAGCAGAUGAUAAUUUCAGUACAAUAGUUGCUGCUGUUGGUGAGGGAAGAUCUAUAUAUAACAAUAUGAAGGCCUUCAUAAGGUAUAUGAUUUCCUCAAAUAUUGGUGAAGUUGCUUCCAUAUUCUUAACAGCAGCCCUGGGUAUUCCGGAAGGGCUGAUUCCAGUUCAGCUUUUGUGGGUUAAUCUCGUCACAGAUGGCCCUCCUGCAACUGCUUUAGGAUUCAAUCCACCUGAUAGGAAUAUCAUGAAGAAACCACCUCGAAGAAGUGAUGAUUCACUUAUUAGCGCCUGGAUUUUAUUCCGUUAUCUGGUUAUUGGUCUCUACGUUGGCAUUGCUACAGUUGGUGUCUUCGUCAUAUGGUAUACUCAUGGUUCAUUCCUGGGUAUCAACUUAACCGGCGAUGGCCACACUCUAGUUACAUAUCAGCAGCUUUCCAACUGGGAUGAAUGCCACACAUGGGAGGACUUCAAGGUCUCCCCUUUCACUGCCGGCUCACUUAACUUCUCCUUCCAUUCAAACCCCUGUGACUAUUUCCAAUCUGGCAAAGUAAAAGCUAUGACUCUGUCCCUCUCCGUCCUCGUCGCCAUCGAGAUGUUCAACUCCCUAAAUGCCCUUUCUGAGGAUGUUAGCCUCCUCAGAAUGCCACCAUGGGUGAAUCCAUAUCUCCUUCUAGCCAUGUCUGUUUCAUUUGGCCUGCAUUUUCUAAUAUUGUAUGUGCCGUUUCUCGCACAAGUCUUUGGAAUUGUGCCACUUAGUCUCAAUGAGUGGUUGCUGGUGCUCGCUGUGGCAUUUCCUGUCAUCCUUAUUGAUGAAGCUCUUAAGUUUGUUGGACGGUGCAUUCACUCCAAAGGCUUUGAGAGGCAGCGUUUGAAGCAGAAAGAGAACUGAAGGCCAGCUCUAGCAAUGGACAGGUAAGGUUUUUCUUAUGGCUUAUAGUAAUUACUGUAACGGUCACGCAAAAUCUAGUUAGCAAGCAAUCUGUUCUGUUCUGCACAAUCAGAUUUUGGGCCAGUUACUGAACUGAGAUACAAGAAGCUUGAUCUUGGGAUAAUAGGCUGGAGAAUAUGGAUGAUAUUCAGGCAUAGUUUAUAUUGUAAAUGCAAUGGUGUGUCAAAUACAAACUAUAGUUAAAUUUACUAAGGAAAUUUAGCAAUGAGCUGUGCUUUAGCUUUUUACGGCAUACUUAGGCUUCGUUUGGGACAACUUUCUUACUGCUUCUUAAAGCAAUUUUUUAAUGCAAAAUUUUUUUGUACUUGAAUGCUGCUUUAAAGCAGUAAAAAAAUCGUCCCAAACGAAACCUUAGUUUGAAAGAAUCUAAGUGAGAAUGUAAUUGUAUUAUACUUUAUAAUUAUGUAUUGAGUGUUUGAUUUCAAUCUAAUUAAUUUGUAAUUUAGGAUUCUUUUGGGCCAA